GUUCCAAGAUAAACAGACAGUGAGUUGGUUGUAAAAUUGCUUAGUCUGUACCGUUUAAGUUUGAGACAAAUUAAAUUACAUUUUCAUACGAACAACCUAUGCGUUCAUAAUUUAGCUAGUUGUAUACUAUCUGAAAACGAAUCAACCUUAAAUCUAAUGACGCGUCUAAUACCUUUCUUUCUCUUUCCUUAUAUACAAGUGUGUGAUUUUUUUUAUCGAGUGGUGCGUGCACUAUACAAUAUAGUGCGAAAUCACUCAUGCCAAUUAUCAAUUAACUUUGAUUUAUUCAUGCUCCAUGCGUGCGGGCAAGGCGCUGUUGUUAGCAUAAUGCUAUCAAGCAAUUUGUAACUGAAUUUGACGCGUGAUGAAUUGAGUCACCAAGAGAAUCUCAUAGAAUCGUUAAGGAUACACCUAAGAUGAGAUUGUUAUGCUAUGUGGUGAAGGGUGGCGAUGGGGAAACAACAGCUUUGAAUGUACAGUCCCUGGAGCCGCAUCGCUUGAACAAGGGAGCAUCGCAUCGUCGCACAGGCUGUAUGCGGAUGUAGGGGGACCCUGCACGGCAGACCCGCGAGAGGCACUGGGAUUUUUGUCUACUCUUGUGAUUACGCUGGUAUCAUUGAUCAUCCAGCAUAAGUUGAAGUUACACUUAUACACUCAUCUCAACUAAUAAAAUGGAUUGGGCUGCGUCUUCUGCUAAGCUGAAUCCUUACAGUCGAAGCCGUAUGACAGAGGCCUGGCAGCAACAUUCUGUUGCCCCACCUCAAGUGGUUCACACUAUUCCCCCAGGAGCAGAGAACCCAUUGGGUUGUGCUGUGUAUGGUAUAGUUCUUCAGCAAGAUGCUCCAUCUGUACCUCAACAGCCACCUCCGUCUCAGCACAACCAGCACAGCAGCCAGCACAGCAGCCAGCACAGUCAACAAAUCAAUGGAGAACAGCAGCAUGGACAACGGCAUGGACAUCAGCGGCAGCAGCAGCAACAGCAGCAACAGCAGCAACAGCAGCAGCAGCAGCAGCAGCAGCAGCAGCAGAGGCAGCACCCAGCCCAGCCUCAGCGGUCUACUCUUCAGGGGGAAGCAGGAAACAAGUGUGGGGCAUGUGGACAUGAUAUCUCUCACCUUUCCAAUCCUCAUGAGCACCAGUGUGUAGUCACGCAGGAUCGAUCCUUCCAGUGUACACAGUGCCUGAAGAUCUUCCAUCAAGCUACUGAUUUGCUAGAACAUCAGUGUGUUCAGGUGGAGCAGAAACCUUUUGUUUGCGGGGUGUGUAAAAUGGGUUUCUCUUUACUAACAUCUCUUGCACAGCAUCACUCUUCUCAUAACAGCAGUAACCCCAUGAAGUGCUCCAUUUGUGAGAAAACCUAUAGACCCAGUUCCUCUGACAGUGCUACACCAUCUACUUCAAAAAAACAUGCUCAUCAUUCUAGUCGCGAUUGUUCAGCCAGCAGUAGCUCUUCCAUUCUUCCUUUCCCCUCAGCCCGGGACAGACCAUACAAGUGCUCUGUGUGUCAGAAGGGCUUCAAACAUUUGUCUGAACUGACACGACACGAGCGUGUUCACACGGGAGAAAAGCCUUUUAAAUGUGAUAUAUGUGAUAAAGCAUUCAGCCAGUCAUCACACCUACAACAUCACCAGCGGACCCAUAGCAAUGAGAGGCCAUUCAAAUGUGCGGUUUGUGAGAAGAGUUUUAAACACCGCUCCCACCUGGUUCGUCACAUGUAUGUCCACUCUGGAGAGCACUUGUUCAAAUGCAACUUAUGUGAGCUGCACUUUAAAGAGUCAGCAGAGCUCCUUCACCACCCAUGCCACCCACAGGGUUCACGGCCCUUUCGCUGUGCGACUUGUGGCAAAGGGUUCAAGCGCCCCUCUGAUCUUCGUCAGCACGAGCGCACACACUCAGAGGAGCGGCCUUUCCACUGUGACGAGUGUCAGAUGAGCUUCAAGCAGCAAUAUGCUCUGGUGCGUCACAGACGCUCACAUCAAGACCCCACAGAUCGACCGUUCAAAUGUAACCUGUGUGACAAGUGCUUUAUGCAGCCCUCUCACCUCCUCUAUCAUCAACAUGUCCAUGGUAUGGACAACCUGUUCAAAUGUGGCUCCUGCCAGAAAGAGUUCAGCCAGUCAGGUGAUUUGCUCAGACACAAGUGUGGCGAGUCCCCUGUCAGCUCCCCUGACAAACCAUACAAAUGUGACGUCUGUGGUAAAGGCUACAAGAAGAGCUCCACACUACAGCGGCAUCAGAACUCUCACUGUCAGGAGAAGCCACUGAAGUGUUCGCUCUGUGACCGGCGUUUCGUGUCCUCCUCAGACUUUGUGCAGCACCGAUGUGACCCGUCACGAGAGAAGCCACUCAAGUGUCCAGACUGUGAGAAACGUUUCAAAUACUCAUCUGACCUGAACAGACACAAACGUGUACACACCGGGGAGAAGCCCUACAAGUGCGACCACUGUAACAAGUGUUUCAAGCAACGUGAACACCUCAACAAACACACCAGCACUCACACCAGAGAGGGCCAGUUCAAGUGUGUGUGGUGUGGGGAGCGCUUUAGUGACAUCAACUCUUUGCAAGACCACACAGUGCAGCACACAGCAGAUGGCGGUGGUUACCCUGUGUCCCAGUGUCUGUAACUGCCCUCAGAGAGACAGAGGUGUAACUGAGUUGGCUUGUACAGUUUUAUGUAUUUAGAUCUGGUAAUGUUUAGCCUAGUAUUUAGUCCAGUAAAAUAUUUUUUAAUUUAGUCUCUUCUGUAAGAUCUUUUGUAUCUAAACCGAUAUUACAGUUGCACUGUUUGUUUCAACAUUU
This is a messenger RNA of Periophthalmus magnuspinnatus, 2799 nucleotides long. RefSeq names its product zinc finger protein 319b (gene znf319b). The record is from RefSeq and is a predicted model, not a curated record. NCBI's taxonomy places the organism in Eukaryota, Metazoa, Chordata, Actinopteri, Gobiiformes, Gobiidae. Bases 672 to 2624 code for a protein of 650 amino acids. The transcript is spliced from 3 exons.